Messenger RNA from Dermatophagoides pteronyssinus (European house dust mite), 631 nucleotides. RefSeq lists its product as uncharacterized. The record is from RefSeq and is a predicted model, not a curated record. NCBI's taxonomy places the organism in Eukaryota, Metazoa, Arthropoda, Arachnida, Sarcoptiformes, Pyroglyphidae.
AUCAAAUGCCCAUAACAAAUAAAAAAUAUUAUUCAGGAGAAAAGAACUUGAGUCGAUCAUUUAAAAUCAACAAGUUUAACUGAUUUGAAUUAUUGAUUCUUUUCUCAACGAUUGAAAACUUUUUUAAAAAAUAAACCUAAAUAUUUUAAAAUGAAUCAUCAAAAUAAAUACAAUUUUUUACUAAUCACAACAAUGGUCGCUGCCGUCCUAUUCAUGACGAUAGGAUCAUGUCAAGCAAUGCCGUUUGUUACAAAAACCGACAAAGGUGUCGAUGUGGAUGUAUGGCCAUUUUUUCGUAUGCAUCUAGCACGUGAACCACGCGGAUUGGUGUUGGAUAUUGAAGUCUUAAGCGGUAUGGUUAAAGUUAAUUAUGACCGGAAACCCGGCGAAAAACCCAACAUUAAUGUCAGUGUAUUUGGUAUUGGUGGUGGUGGAGGAGGUGGUUCAAAAACGACAAUACCUAUUGAUGAUAUCGAAAGUGAACUUGGUGAAUUAAAAGCAAAACCGAAAAAUAAUAAAUUACUUUAAUACAUUAUCAAUGGAAUCAAAUCAUACCGGUGGUUUAUUUGGAAUAUUAUCUAUUUUCAUGUUCGAACAAAAAUAUAAACUGAUUUUAACUUGGAAUUAAAUU